AUGUGGGUAAUUCCAAAUGCCAUCGGCCUCGAGGUGGGCAAGAGUUCGCCAGAGAGACGGGCGGAGACAAUACAGACCGAUGUCACCCCAAUGAAGGCAAGGUCUGUCGUAGGGCGCGCCACGAAGCAGUAUUUCGUUGCAGCGAAUGUCCAUAUGCCGUUUCGUGAGAGGAUUGAUGGCCUUCUCGAAAACAGGUUUCACCGUCUCCUAGCCAUGCUUCGUCAGCCAGGUGCGGGAAUCAGUAUUUCCACUGGCAAGCGAGGUGCCGGGGGGGGAGGGGGGGGGAGGCACAAGAUCCCCGUUGAGGAUGUCAGGGAGGAAAACCGUGACCCAGAAGCCGUUGCAAGCGUGAUCGUCCGCCAGAAGCUGAUACAAUCGAGGUCAGGAUCAUUCUAG
Messenger RNA from Postia placenta MAD-698-R-SB12, 396 nucleotides. RefSeq lists its product as hypothetical. The record is from RefSeq and is a predicted model, not a curated record. Bases 1 to 396 code for a protein of 131 amino acids. NCBI's taxonomy places the organism in Eukaryota, Fungi, Basidiomycota, Agaricomycetes, Polyporales, Adustoporiaceae. The transcript has a single exon.